Musca domestica (house fly) is the source of this 1677-nucleotide messenger RNA. RefSeq names its product cytochrome P450 6g1-like (gene Cyp6g1). The record is from RefSeq and is marked provisional. Gene Ontology annotation, molecular function: oxidoreductase activity, acting on paired donors, with incorporation or reduction of molecular oxygen; heme binding; iron ion binding. Lineage: Eukaryota; Metazoa; Arthropoda; Insecta; Diptera; Muscidae. Gene Ontology annotation, biological process: response to DDT; insecticide catabolic process.
AACACCUCAGAUAAGAUGAUUGCUUCGAGUGUUCUAUUAGCCAUUACAUUUUUGCUCAGCGCUUUGUAUUUUUGGUGUCGCCAAACCUACCGUUAUUGGCAGCGUAAUGGUAUACCCUAUAGUAAACCUACUAUGUUCAUUGGCAACACCAAGGAAGCAUUUACCUUGAAAUCUAGCUUCGGUUUACAUUUGUCAAAUAUUUACAAUGAACCGAAAGUACGCGAUGAGCCUGUCGUUGGAAUAUACAUAUUCAAUCAACCCGGUUUGGUUGUACGCGAUCCUGAGCUAAUUAAAUCCGUUUUAAUAAAGGAUUUUCAUUUAUUCACCAAUCGUUACGGCCAGUCUGAUCCUCAUGGUGAUGUUUUGGGUAAUAAUAAUAUGUUCUUUGCCCGCAAUGCCUAUUGGAAGGAGUUGAGAACGAAAAUUUCACCGGUGUUUACGAGUGGAAAGGUGAAACAAAUGUAUCCUUUGAUGUUGGAGGUCGCCUCUCAAUUGGAAAACUACUUGUCACAGAAGGGAGAUCAUUUCACAACCGAAGUCAAGGAGAUUUGUGCCCUCUUCACCACAGAUUUAAUUUCGACAAUUGCCUUUGGCAUUAAUGCAAAUAGCAUAAAAAAUCCCGAUGGCGAAUUCCGUUCACAAUGUCGUAAAUUUUUCCUCUUCACCCUACCAAGAGCUAUCGACUUCUCUGUGGCAUUUUUCCUGCCAAAAUUUGUCUCCCUCUUACGUGUGAAAAUAUUCCCCAAAGAUUUUUCCAAAUUCUUACGUUCCACCAUUACCCAUGUUAUGACCGAACGUGAACGUACCGGCAUUCCGCGAAAUGAUUUAAUUGAUAUCCUUGUGGCGCUGAAGAAAGAGGCAGCCAAGAAUAAUCACAGUUUUAUGCAAAAUCAUGAUUAUUUAGUUGCCCAGGCCGCCGUCUUUUUGACUGCUGGCUUUGAGACAUCCUCGUCGACGAUGGCUUUUGCUCUCUUCGAAAUGUCAAAGAAACCUGAUCUGCAGGAUCGUUUGCGUCGAGAAAUCUGUAACGCGUUAUUGAGUGAAAAGAAUGGAACCUUAACUUAUGAGCAGAUUAACAGUUUGGAAUAUUUAAAUAUGGUGGUGGAAGAGACAUUACGCUUGUAUCCGGUGCUCCCAUUUUUGGAUCGACAACAUCAAAAACCAGCUGGGGUAUCCAAGGGUUUUACUCUAAAGCCAUAUUAUGAUUAUACUCUGCCCGAUGGAAUGCCAAUUUAUAUACCAAUCUAUGCUUUACAACGUGAUCCAAAGUAUUGGCCCAAUCCCAAUGAAUUUGAUCCGGAACGUUUCACAAGUGAAAAUAAAAAAUCGCAAGUGUCUAUGACCUACAUGCCCUUUGGCACUGGACCGCACAAUUGUAUUGGCAGUCGCAUUGGUUUGCUGCAAAGCAAAUUGGGUUUGGUACAUUUCUUAAAGAAUCAUCGUGUCGAGACAUGCAAUAAAACACCAACAUGUGAACAGUUUGAUCCCAAAGCCUUGGUACUGCAAUUUGAACAGGGUAUAACACUGAAUGUGGUGCGUGAUCAACUCUAUGAGAAUGCCAGAAAACAAAAUUAAGUUAAAUUAUUAAAAUUGUUAUGGAAAAAUAAAAAAACAGAAAAUAAAUGUGUAUUUAUAAUAUCUUACUAUUAAGUUCUUGUUGUAAUCUUAUUGGGAAAU